CUGCAUUUCUCUGCGACGAAGGACUCCCAAAAUUUUCAGGCGACACUUUCAGUUUUUUAGAGUUAAUUUUUCAGGUAAUAACAAAUGGAAUUUGUUAGAGAAGUAGGAGAACUUCGGGGUAACUAGGGUGCAAAAGGGGAAGAGAGUGUGAUAUCCGUAGAACCAAUCAUGAUGGUUGUACCGCCGGAACUGCAGGACUUGCCGAAAACCCUUACGCUGGAGAGCAGUGCCAGUUUAGGCGCGCAUGAGGGCUCCAGUGCUAACCCUUCUCCAUCAUCUAAAGGGUCGUCGUCAGAAAACACUGCCAGUGCAAGUAGCCCCUCGUCGAAAAGUAUGGAGGUGGCCGUAAAUGUACCCCUGGUUGCGGGUUGGGAGAAUAAAACCAUAGGUAGCAGGCUGAGCAAUCUUCGUAAAGCGCCACAUACAUUGAUAGCCGGAUUUAGGUUUAGGGCGAACCUGCAUCAUGAGGUAGCAGAUUGUGCUACCUCCAUUAAAGGGUAUAAGAGACUAGAGGAAGUGGUGAGACAGUAUCACGUUCCUAGAACAGUUUUGUUACGAACUGGCACAAAAAAUGAAAGGGCUUGCAGUGUGUUAGCAACAGGGUGGAUACCCGUAUAUGUAGACCACUUCGACACCGGCCUGAGAUUCCCGUUACCCUGGCUGAUUUUUAACAUUCUGGCUGAGUACGAGCUGGCGUUAACACAGUUGACCCCAAACAGCAUAAAAUUGAUCGUAGGAUUUAUGCUGCUGUGUGCAAGGUUGGAGAUACUUGCGAAGGCCAUUGUGUUCAGGUCGCUCUUUCUAUGCCGGCUGAGUACCACACAGACGAGGUGGUACUACAUUUCUGGGUGGGAAAAAAUGGCAAUCUUUAAGAAUGUGAGGAAUAAGGUGUCUCGUUGGAAGAGACAAUUUAUCUUUGUCCGAGACACGCGAACAGAGAGGGUUAGCACCGAUCUGGCAGCUCGUCUCUCUGAGUGGCGCCCAAGGCACGCGUACAUGAACUACCCCACACUAACCCUGGGCGACCUGGAGCUUAAGGACAGGAUCACUAACCAUGUGAAGGGAGAGGGGUUAGUUGAUUUGGAAGCCCUGGUUACCUCUGACCUGCUCGCUUUGCGUGGAGAGAUGAGUAGCAUGCUCGAGAGACAACGGGAACGAGCUCAGCGCUCACGAGGCAGGGGGACUAGGUCUAGCACAAGGAGGCAAACGCGCUUUGACGAGCUGCCUCCUGCAGCACCCCACAGCUCGUCACAGAGGGAACAAGGGUCCAGCUCGGCUUUACGGCCACAGGCCGAGCGUAGAGUAGAAACCGUUCCUACUGAGGUCCGGAGGCGUGCUCCCAAAGACUCCGAUGCCGAAGAUGAUGUACCAUUGAUUCGGCGCAGAUUGAAUGCUGGGAGUCAACCUGGAGCGGUGCGCUCACUUGAGGCGCCUGCAGUCAAGACGCGCAGCACGGCUAAGGCGCUUCCCUCACCAGCAGCUAGUGGGGGCCCCAGAAUCGCAUACCUAGAGGGCUUUAGCUACACUAAGCCCGAUUGUCAGCUCCCUAUGGCGCUAAGCUACUCUGUAGCUUUAUUUGAGAGCGAGCAAGCAGCUCGUGUACAAAACCGGGAGCUGGCUGACAGCUGCAAGAGGUUGUCCUCAGACAAAGUGAGCUUGGAGGACGAGGUGAACCGAUUGCAGAGCUUAGAGAUGGCCAACAGAGCUGCAUCAGCCGGAAGCCUAGCUGACGAGCUAGCCAACAAGGUCAACCAGCUGCAGGAAGAGCUGGACAAGGUGAAGGCUGAGAAGGAGAGUAGAAUCCAGGCGGCCAUGGAUGAGGUUGUUUGUGCGGUAGAUCGCACGAAGAAAGUUGAAGCUGAAAGAGAUGGCGCGCUGAAUUACCUCGACGCCCUAAGAAGGCGGGUAGCUGUGGCCGACCAGGACCUUGCUCGCGCAGAGGAGUCACUGAAGAAGGCCAAAGAUGCCGUAGCUGUGGCGUCCAUGAACACCACGACUGAAAUUUACAAUGACGUUCGUGGUAAAGUGUUGAAGCACCGGCCAGACUUCCCGAUCAACGAGCUCGCGUUUUUUGAAGGUGAAGAGUUCGAUGCAGAGGGGAAGAGCCUUACUACUCCUUCUGAUACGACGGUGAGGCUCCGUUGGGAGCUAAAUGAAGAUGAUUGCCUAUAUGGCCACCAUCUGUUCUAGAAGAAGGAGAGGAGUUUGAGAACCUGCCGAGGUUCGACUCCUGGGUGGGUGAUGCCCCUGUAGAAGAAGCUGAACCUUCAAGUACUCUUCCCAUGCCUUAGCCCGUCCCUACUGCCAUCUUCGUCCCAGCUCGUGUUGAUGCAUCCGCACCCGUGGACUUAACGGAUGACUAGACCUAGGCUUUUUCUGUUUCUUAUGCUUUUGUAUUUUCAAUAUUUCCUUGUUGGACACAUAUUUUGUAGUUUCGUUGAUACCUCAUGUAAUUAACUUGCAAGGAAUACAAUUGAAACGAAUUU
This is a messenger RNA of Rubroshorea leprosula, 2486 nucleotides long. NCBI's taxonomy places the organism in Eukaryota, Viridiplantae, Streptophyta, Magnoliopsida, Malvales, Dipterocarpaceae. The record is from the annotation of a GenBank genome assembly.